Cryptomeria japonica (Japanese cedar) is the source of this 1623-nucleotide messenger RNA. Its product is annotated as probable GTP diphosphokinase RSH3, chloroplastic. Gene Ontology annotation, cellular component: chloroplast. Lineage: Eukaryota; Viridiplantae; Streptophyta; Pinopsida; Cupressales; Cupressaceae. The coding region runs from base 287 to 1459 and encodes 390 amino acids. The record is from RefSeq and is a predicted model, not a curated record. The transcript is spliced from 8 exons. Gene Ontology annotation, biological process: guanosine tetraphosphate metabolic process.
UUUGAUGAUAAAAUAUCCUUUUUGUUUGAAGCUACUGCUUGUUUUUCUACCUAUAAUGAAUAUCGAAAGUUUCUCAAAAUGAACUUUUAUAGAACAUUGGUACAUCUUUGAAUUACUUUGCCAUCAAUGUUGUUCAUCUGACAGAAAGGGCCUUAUAACAUCUCAAUAGCACUUUUCAAAUCACUAUUUGAUCCCAAACUUUGUUGAACAGAUUUUAGUUCCUGCAUUUUAUUUAUAUGUUCCUAAUUGCUCAAAUUGUUUUAUAACUAGAUCUUUGCCUUUUUGCAUGCAGGUGCGGGCUAGUGGUGAUCCAUACCUAAGACACUGUGUGGAGACAUCAAUUUUUCUUGCAAUGAUUGGAUCUCGUGAGAAUGUAAUUAUAGCUGGAUUGCUCCAUGAUACACUUGAUGACACUUCUAUGGACUACAGUCAGUUAUUUGGCAUCUUUGGAAAAUAUGUUGCAGAUUUGGUGCAAGGGGUAUCUAGAUUAAGUUUGAUCAGUCAGUUUGCCCAUGACAACAACACAAUAAGCAACAGUGUUGAAGCAGACCGUCUUCAUACAAUGUUUCUUGCAAUGAUGGAUGUAAGGGUAGUAUUGAUCAAAUUGGCAGAUAGGUUGCAUAGUAUGAGGACUUUAGGUGCUUUGAGUCUUCCAAAACAACAAGGAAUUGCAAAAGAGACACUAGAGAUUUUUGCUCCCUUAGCCAACCGUCUUGGAAUUUGGAGCUGGAAAGCUGAAUUAGAAGACCUCUGCUUCAAGUAUCUGAAUCCACACAAAUACCAAGAACUCUCUGCCAGACUAUCUGCAAUACUGCUCAGUAAUCUUAAAAGCAUUGUAAUCAUGGUUCUGAAUAUAAAGUGUUUAGUUGUUGGGAAUUUAUUACUCCUCAAUCUAUAUGGAAGACCUAAGAGCUUGUACAACAUUUAUCUGAAGAUGUUGAAGAAGAAGCAGAAGAUUGAUGAAAUCAAUGACCUUUGUGGUCUUCGGCUUAUUGUCUUAAAUGAGAAAGAAUGCUAUGAUGCACAUCGCAUUGUUCAUCAUUUGUGGCAAGGUGUCCCAGGGGAGAUGCUUCCUGACACAGAUUGGUUGUUUCAAUAUACCUUUAGGUAUCAGUCUUUGCACACUGUUGUUUGGGGUGAGGAUGGUCAUCCCCUGGAAAUACAAAUACGGACUAAGGAAAUGCAUCAACAAGGAAGUUUUGUGUAUAAGGAGGGUGAAGUAGAACACUCUUCGUCAAUUGUCCAAAUGGUGGAAUGGGCAAGAUGGGUGCUCAGUGAGAUGAUGGACACUAAGUUGAGACUUUCGUACCAGGAGUCAAGCUUGAGAUCACCUUGCCCUUUCCCUUUUCACAAGGAUGGUUGGCCACACAUGGAUAAGUUCUGUGAAUUACCAUUUUGCACGGAUGAGAAUCUUUUUGUGAUUGUGUUGGAAGAUGAUAAAUGUGCUCGUUCAAGUUGAAAUAAACACAUGCAUAUCAGACAACCAGUGGGAUUUUUGGUAAGCAACAAGUGAUAAAUGUCUGUUUGGCUACUCUUUCUCCAGCUACCUCUUUCAUUGGAAUAUUACACCCUUGAUUUCAUGAAUGUUCUCUACUUUGUGCUCACUUCUCAGAAUACUUUGUU